CACUGCCACCGCCCCCGUUUCCUCUCUCAUUUUGCGCAAUUCUUUUGCUUGCGUUUCUGUUGCUUCGGAAGCUAUGAUACGAUCCUUUUUCUCCUCCGCGUCGGCCCAGUCGCUCCGCCAAUUACACUCGACCCUCUCGAACAGAACAUGUCCCUCGGCCUUUUCACGGUCGAUUUGGCACUUAAGCACAUCAGCAGCGAGGAUAUGGAGCCCCCUUUCAAAAUUGGCUAGUAACGCCGAAAGAACAUUGAGAUAUGGCCCAGGGAGCCAAAAUGUGCUAGGGCAAGUGCGGGGAAUGAAGACGCGGUCGUCCGUGAAAAGAUUAUGUGAUGGAUGCAAGCCCGUGAGAAGAAAGAACCGUGUCUAUAUCAUCUGCUCGAAGAACCCGAAGCAUAAGCAACGACAGGGAAAAUAAACAGGCGUGAUUUCAAUUGUAUUAUAUGACUAUUUUCGCCGUAUAAGGGCUACGCCAUCGAUACCGGUUCAUAAAAAAGGCAUGAUUUCGGCCGAUAUAAGCCAUGGCUAACGCCAAAUGGGCAUCUACUUUUGUUUUCGUCUCGCAUAUCACGGGGAUUCUGGGCGCUUGGUUGUUACGGUUCGAUUUCAGAAUACGAAACAUGUACUAUACUUGAUAUUUUCUGUGAUUUGCGGAUGGCUUUGGGUGUUGUGAGAACAUUUUACUCCGUACUCCGUGCAGUGUUGUUCGAACUCCAUCGAAAGACUGCGGGAUACCCUCGGGGCAGCAUUUAGACAUUCUCUGCGUUCUUCACUAGGGAAAUAUCACUCUUCAUCCCAUCACGAUAUAGCCAGGGCUUGCCUAUGAAGUCCGUAGUACGGAAUACAGACAAGUUAUUU
Coccidioides immitis RS is the source of this 855-nucleotide messenger RNA. RefSeq names its product ribosomal protein L36. Gene Ontology annotation, cellular component: ribosome. The transcript is spliced from 3 exons. The record is from RefSeq and is a predicted model, not a curated record. Gene Ontology annotation, biological process: translation. Bases 74 to 415 code for a protein of 113 amino acids. Gene Ontology annotation, molecular function: structural constituent of ribosome. NCBI's taxonomy places the organism in Eukaryota, Fungi, Ascomycota, Eurotiomycetes, Onygenales, Onygenaceae.